CUAAGAAUUUGGUGUUCGAUUUAAACAUAUAUAGAAAACCCAAGUAAACAAAUAAUUGUUCAAAAAUUGCAAUUUAAAUAUGUGUAUUGUAAUGUAUUCAUUACUCCAUAAUUUUGAUAACAAAAUUAAAGUUUUCUACACAAAAAACAAAACAAUAACAUGUCCAGUUAUGUAACUGCAACAUUUUGUGCUGUAACGGGAGCUACCUUUUUUGUUCUCGGUGCGCUUGUGCAACAAGAUAUAUCUUGUAGAAGAAUUAAGGCUAUCAUGGUGACUGAUCCAUAUGUUUACCAAUGUCGGACACACAUUUUUAGGGCCCUAGAGCUUUUUUGGGGGUCAACUAAUAUGUCCGUCGUUGAUAAUAAAACUGCGAAGAAUAGUGGUGGAGAAAAUACACCUAGUGCCAAAACGUCUUUUGAACAACCAGAUAUUGGUAGUGUGUCAUUAUUCGAGCAAUUCACACUGUGGGGUAGGACGAAGGCAAAUAAAAUAAUAGCGUUCAUGAGUUUUUCCGCCGGGCAUCGAGAAGGCAACCUAGAAAAGGAAAUGGAGCAUGUUGCUGGAAUUAUGAAGUAUGGCUUUCCGGGAAUGGAUGAAGUACGCGUGUAUAAAAAUUUUGUACUAUCAUACGAUCGUCGCAACCGCAUUGCCCAUUGGGUGUGCGAACACAUUAAAAAAGACUGUUUAGAGCACAGAGAUCCUAAGACGCUGCAUAAGCCGAAUCUCUACAUAACGGAUACUUCCAUAUUGCCAACAUUUUGUGCAACUAUGCGGGACUAUAGGAAUAGCGAUUGGGUUGGAGGUCAUUUGGCCUCGCCCCAGAACUACAAAUGCGACAUGGUUAAAUUUACGGAAGCCUACAAAUUUCCCAACAUCGUACCCAUUAAUCGGGGACUAAAAAAUCACAUUUGGCUUCGCUUGGAGAACUAUGUAAGGGAAUUGGCUUUUAAAUUCGGAUCGGUAUAUGUUUAUACCGGUCCUCUAUUUAUGCCACAAAGGAUUUCUUUCAGAAACUGGUCUGUGCGUUAUCACGUAACAGGCAUGAAUACUGUUGCCGUACCAACUCACUUUUUCAAAAUCAUCAUUUGCGAUGAGAAUGUCGAUGGUGCUGCACCUCUUAUGGAAGGCUUUGUAGUGCCGAACGCUGAUGUCGACAAAGAAAUGGACCUGCGAUCAUUUUUAUCUGACAUUCGAGAUAUUGAGCACUUUGCAGGUCUUAAAUUUUAUGAUGGCCAGCAGCGAGAUCAGAUAGACAUGGUUGUACAUGUACCCUCUAUGACGGAUUUUGAAGAAUAAUAAAAAUGUAUAUGGAAAUGUAAAUAAAAUACUGAAGUAGAAUAUGAACUUAAGUUAUCACUCGGAAAGGAAAGGACACGGCUAAGCCUCAGGAUGCGAGGAAAAAGGAUUUGAAAUUACAUUUUUAAUGCAGCCCAGGCAAGAAAAAGAGCGCGAAA
Messenger RNA from Drosophila elegans, 1454 nucleotides. RefSeq names its product endonuclease G, mitochondrial (gene Tengl4). The record is from RefSeq and is a predicted model, not a curated record. Bases 160 to 1296 code for a protein of 378 amino acids. Gene Ontology annotation, molecular function: metal ion binding; RNA endonuclease activity; single-stranded DNA endonuclease activity. NCBI's taxonomy places the organism in Eukaryota, Metazoa, Arthropoda, Insecta, Diptera, Drosophilidae. Gene Ontology annotation, cellular component: mitochondrial inner membrane; nucleus. Gene Ontology annotation, biological process: apoptotic DNA fragmentation. The transcript has 4 exons.